Nothoprocta perdicaria is the source of this 1977-nucleotide messenger RNA. It is a transcript of the gene CAPN5, whose product is annotated as calpain 5. Lineage: Eukaryota; Metazoa; Chordata; Aves; Tinamiformes; Tinamidae. Gene Ontology annotation, biological process: proteolysis. Gene Ontology annotation, molecular function: calcium-dependent cysteine-type endopeptidase activity. The coding region runs from base 1 to 1923 and encodes 640 amino acids. Gene Ontology annotation, cellular component: cytoplasm. The transcript is spliced from 12 exons. The record is from RefSeq and is a predicted model, not a curated record.
AUGUUCUCCUCAGUGAAGCCGUACGAGAACCAGCGCUACGCCUCCCUCAAGAAGGAAUGCCUGAGGAGGAAGCAACUGUUUGAGGACCCACUUUUCCCUGCCAACGAUGACUCACUCUUCUACAAGUCAAGGAUCCAGGGCAUCCAGUGGAAGCGGCCAAAAGAAAUUUGUGAUGACCCACGUCUCUUCGUGGAUGGGAUCAGCUCCCAUGACUUACACCAGGGCCAGGUUGGGAACUGUUGGUUCGUGGCUGCCUGCUCCUCCCUGGCAUCCCGGGAGUCCCUGUGGCAGAAGGUCAUCCCGGACUGGAAGGAGCAAGAGUGGAAUCCCGAGAAACCUGAGAGCUAUGCGGGGAUUUUCCACUUCCAGUUCUGGCGCUUUGGUCAAUGGCUGGAUGUGGUGAUAGAUGACCGCUUGCCCACACUCCAUAAUCAACUCAUCUACUGCCAUUCCAACUCCAAGAAUGAGUUUUGGUGCGCCUUGGUGGAGAAAGCUUAUGCCAAGUUGUCAGGCUGUUAUGAGGCCCUGGAUGGAGGCAACACAGCUGAUGCCCUGGUAGACUUUACUGGUGGAGUCUCUGAACCUAUUGACCUGACCGAAGGGGACUACAUCACCGAUGAAGCCAAGAGGAACCUCCUCUUCGAGCGCGUGUUGAAGGUGCACAACCGGGGAGGCCUCAUCAGCUGCUCCAUCAAAGCUACGUCAGCAGCAGACAUGGAGGCCCGCCUGGCCUGUGGGCUCGUGAAGGGCCACGCAUACGCAGUGACAGACGUGCGAAAAGUCCGUCUAGGGCACGGCCUGCUGUCCUUCUUCAAGUCAGAGAAGCUGGACAUGAUCCGCAUGCGCAACCCAUGGGGUGAGCGAGAGUGGAACGGCCCUUGGAGUGACACCUCUGAGGAGUGGCAGAAAGUGAGCAAAAGUGAGAGAGAGAAGAUGGGCAUGACAGUGGAAGACGAUGGAGAGUUCUGGAUGACAUUUGAAGACUUCUGCAAAUACUUCACAGAUAUCAUCAAGUGCCGUCUCAUCAACACAUCCUACCUGAGCAUCCACAAAACAUGGGAGGAGGCAGUGCUACAUGGGGCGUGGACAAGAAGUGAAGACCCCUUGAAGAACCGAUGUGGGGGCUGCAUCAACCACAAGGACACCUUUCUGCAAAACCCCCAAUAUGUGUUUGAUGUGAAGAAGGCAGAAGAUGAAGUACUGAUCUCCAUCCAGCAGAAGCCAAAAAGAACCAGCCGCAAAGARGGCAAAGGAGAGAACUUGGCCAUAGGCUUUGAUAUCCAUAAGGUUGAGCUGAACAGGAACUACCGGAUGCACACCCUGCAGCAGAAAGUGGCCAGCUCCAUUUACAUCAACUCCCGCAGCGUCUUCCUGAGAACAGACCUGAAGGAAGGCCGUUACGUCAUCAUCCCCACUACCUUUGACCCUGGUCAUGUAGGCGAGUUCCUUCUCAGGAUUUUCACAGAUGUGCCUUCAGAUUGCCGAGAACUGACACUGGAUGAGCCGCCACACACCUGCUGGAGUGGUAUGUGUGGCUAUCCACAAAUGGUGUCCCAGAUCCACGUCCUUGCUGCAGCUGGGCUCAAGAACCAGGAUGCCCAAGGAGCAGAUCCUUAUGURAUCAUAAAGUGUGAAGGGGAAAAGGUUCGCUCACCAGUGAAGAAAAACACAGUGGCUCCAGAAUUUGAUGUGAAAGGUCUCUUUUACCGCAAGAAGCCAGGACAACCCAUCRUUGUCCAGGUCUGGAACCAUAACUUAAUAAGUGAUGAGUUCUUGGGCCAAGUGACACUGGCAGCGGAUCCCAGCGACCGACAGUCAGUGCACACACUGCAUCUCCAGGACAAGGGCAACAGGAGAUCAAAUGAUCUUCCCGGAACGAUCGCCGUGAGGCUGCUCAGUAGUAACAUCCUCACCAACGUCUAACUACUCAAGGACUCUUCUUCUGGUGCCACAUAUGUAUAUUUAUACAUAUAUAUA